Molecule: messenger RNA, 4734 nt
Organism: Myripristis murdjan (pinecone soldierfish)
Lineage: Eukaryota; Metazoa; Chordata; Actinopteri; Holocentriformes; Holocentridae
Gene: prkacaa
Product: protein kinase, cAMP-dependent, catalytic, alpha, genome duplicate a
Exons: 10
Coding region: 772-1827 (351 amino acids)
Biological process (GO): protein phosphorylation
Cellular component (GO): cytosol; nucleus; cAMP-dependent protein kinase complex
Molecular function (GO): protein kinase A regulatory subunit binding; ATP binding; cAMP-dependent protein kinase activity
Source: RefSeq, a predicted model, not a curated record
GGACCCGGUGGUUGGAUGGCUGGAGUUACUCGCUGUGGUCUAAAGAUUAAUGGAGGGGGGCUGUUGAUCUUAGGGAUCGAAGACUACAUGGUUGCUCUCAAGAAACCACUGGACUUGGCGCUUGGAAUAGAGACAAAUGGAAUGAUAUUCAUUUGAAAUAAUCAACAGCAGCAGAAACUGUUAGGUUCCUGAUUUGUUGUCCAUAUCUCAAUUGAAACGGCCUGACUGCACAGACACAGCACCUGGCUAAGCUAGCCAAGUUGUGGCACAGGCCAGGGUACGACUGACAGCCAGCUUGCUAACGUUUGUUACUCAGGCGCAGAGAACAGGUUUCGACGUCCCAUCUGAUGUUUUGGACCGGAUUUGGGAACAAGCAAACCACCGCAGGAAUAAAGGAAAAUCGAGUGACAUCUUGAUUUACCAGCGCUCAUUUGGGAAAUUGACAAGCUAGCUAGCUAGCUACAAUUAUCUGGCUAACGCUAUCUAUCCAAGGUUUGCUAAGAAUUAGCUUGCUAGCCCUGCUAACCUGUAACGUUAGUUAGCUGCAGACUUCGACACAUUCGUUUGACUGGAGUUAUUCAAACUCCGUAAGGGAAAGCAGUGGAGGUUGCUUGCAUAUUUACACCAGUCAGUCAAUAAUGAUAGCUGUUAGCUAGUAGCUAGCUCUCAGCAUCAUUCAGCCCAGCGACAACGUUAGCAGUUAGCUGCAUUUAAAGGUUCGCAAAGGAAAACUCAGUCCGAGCCGAGGGUCUCCACCAUCAGCCUGCAAUCAUGGGCAACACGCCCACCGCCAAGAAAGGCAACGAGAUGGAGAGCGUGAAGGAAUUUCUUGCCAAAGCCAAAGAAGAUUUUCUCAAGAAAUGGGAGAAUCCAGCACAGCAAACUGCGGCAUUGGACCACUUUGACCGUCUGAAGACCUUAGGCACAGGUUCAUUCGGUCGAGUCAUGCUCGUCAAGCACAAAGAAACGGGCCAGCAUUUUGCCAUGAAAAUACUUGACAAACAAAAGGUGGUGAAGCUGAAGCAGAUAGAACACACUCUGAAUGAGAAACGUAUCCUGCAAGCCGUCAGCUUCCCCUUUUUGGUGCGACUGGAACACUCUUUCAAGGACAACACUAAUCUGUAUAUGAUAAUGGAGUAUGUUCCAGGCGGUGAGAUGUUCUCACACUUAAGGAGAAUUGGCAGAUUCAGUGAACCACACGCCCGCUUCUACGCAGCCCAGAUUGUACUGACCUUUGAAUACCUUCACUCGCUGGAUCUCAUCUACCGAGACCUGAAGCCGGAGAACCUGCUCAUUGACCAGCAAGGCUACAUACAGGUAACAGAUUUUGGAUUUGCAAAAAGAGUGAAAGGCCGAACCUGGACGCUCUGUGGGACCCCAGAGUAUCUGGCACCAGAGAUCAUCCUCAGUAAAGGUUAUAAUAAAGCAGUGGACUGGUGGGCUCUGGGAGUGCUGAUUUAUGAGAUGGCUGCUGGCUACCCCCCCUUCUUUGCAGACCAGCCUAUUCAGAUUUACGAGAAGAUUGUAUCAGGGAAGGUUCGCUUCCCUUCCCACUUCAGCUCAGACCUGAAGGACCUGUUGAGAAAUUUGCUGCAGGUGGACCUGACCAAGCGCUUUGGCAACCUCAGGAACGGAGUCAACGAUAUCAAGGGCCACAAGUGGUUCGCCACAACUGACUGGAUUGCCAUCUACCAGAGGAAGGUGGAGGCUCCCUUUAUUCCCAAGUGCAAAGGCCCUGGCGACACAAGCAACUUUGACGAUUACGAGGAAGAGGAAAUCAGAGUCUCCUUCACAGAGAAAUGUGCAAAGGAGUUUGCUGAGUUCUAGAUCGACCGGGAGCAGAGGAAAGAGACAGGGAUUUAGAAAGGAAAAGGGGGUGUGAGGAAAGGGUUAGGGUGGACUGCUAACUUGCUUAUUGUUAAUGACGACAACAAUGUAACCCCCAUCCCCCAGUGGAGAGGUAGGCAAAGCGAAGAAAGAUCCAACAGAACCAGCAGUGUUGCCUUUUCUGAUUGUUUCUCAACUGUUACCUAUUCAUUUUAUUUAUCCCUCUUGUGUUUGUGGCAGGGGCUCAAGGAGAAAGGGCAUAGGUUGUUGCUGUUCAGAUAGUUUUGUAUCUCUCUGAAGGUGUAGUGGCAUGUUUUCAGUCUUUGCAGGUUGAGGCAUUGAUUUUUCUGUUAAGGUACUGAAUCUGCUAGGCUCCCUUUUUGAAUGGGUCCUCUCUACAAGCUUCUCAAAGAGUGAUUGUUGUAUCUUGUCACCCUAGUUCCCCCCUCCAUCUCUCCAUCCCGAAUCUGUCCAAGCAAUACCAAGUCCAACAGACGUGCCUAUCAUAACGCCAACUGGUUGCAAAACCGUGUCGAAAGCAUUGGUGCAGAGCUUUGGCUGUGGUGGCAUUAGCCCUCAUGCCCAUUUUGGUGGAAAGCUUGACACUCUGCACCUGCCUUUGUCUGCUCAAUGUGGCAUGAUUACUGGGUAGAUGAUGCUCUCACUGCUUGCAGUUGAAGCAGCGGUGACCCCUUUGAUCAGAGUCAAAAUGAUUAAUCAUGUUAAUCUUCAUCUAGGUCUUACACUUUUUUGGGGACCUGUGAGAAAUGGUGUACAUGAGCUCUACAUUUAAGUCUGUCUCUCUCUUAGCCGAAUUUAUUAGAGGGUUUUAAAAUCCUUUUGGUGAUCAUUUUGUCCUUUUUAUGUCAAAUCUCUGUGCUUGUGUGUUAUUUAGUGCUCAAGGGUGGGUUAAAAAGCUGUGAUUUGGCAGCAACUAACAUUGUGAUCACACACUCCUGACUAUUGUUUAUUUAAUUCAUAGUACAUUUAUACAUGUAUAUUGAUAUAUAUGAUAGAGAACGUGAAAUAUCCAUCUUUUUCAACAUUGUCUCAUAGCUGUGAAACCUGAAAUUAAGAUUUCAUAAAUAAACAAGUAUGAACUCUGCCAAAUUUGCAACCUGAAAACAUUGCAAAGUUUUCUGUAUGUAACUUGGUGGUGGAUUUUAAUACGCAAAAAAGUAGCAAAUCAUUUCAGCAAAUUGUGCAUGUUAUUUUUGUACAAUAUCACUUUGAAAAGAGAGAUGGCAGAACGUUGAGCUUUAUUUGUAUUGAGGUACCGGAGAUUGUGGAUAACGUGGUGACUCUCGGCUGCCCUAUUUUGAAGAUGGAACAAGACCCAGUUAAAUACGUCAAACCCCAAGUUUUUAUGGGCUUUGUUCAUUAUUCAGUUGUAGGGUGACAGUUUGCCAAUAAUUGUCACUUCACUAGGUCUUCUCACCUUUACAAUUGUGUUUUUUCCCCCUCUCUUGUAUAUACCCUUACAUGUAACGCCUUCAAAUAGACUUGCAGUCCAACCAAAUGCUUGGGACUGUCGAGAAUGGAAUUUUUCUUUUCUUUCUCAGCUUUCUAUGUAACUAAUUGAACUAAGGAAGCUAAAGCUGUCCCCUGACUUUCCCCCUUGCCAAGUUUUAUUUUUGUGGAUGCAAGACAAUCGCAGACCAAAUCUUAUUGCUGGUUUGUUGACUGAACACUUUGUUUUGGUUUAAUGAAGGAUGUACACUUUUGCCCCCCAAACACCAUAAGCCCUAGGUGCUAGACUUUGUCCAUUUCACUAAAUGCUUUCCUGUGACAUGUUUGAUGUGCACCGAUCUGUUUGUCAUAACGUCUUGUAACAUGGCUUAUUUUUGAGAAUGUUUUCCAGUUUAAAUGAUUUGAAUAGGCUUAAGUAAUUAUUUUGGCAAGUCUCUCGAUGUAAUUGACAUAAACUGCAGGAUGCCUUUUGAAUGUCUUGAAUUGUCUGAUGGAGAUGUUUCAAUGCUGUUUUUGAAACAAAUGAUGUGUAUUUUUUAGAAUUAUUUUUUUCUCUGAGGAGCUUUUUUUUUUCCUUGCACGUGGUAAAACAACCUGACAGCAAGAGAUCCCCUGGACCUGGGGCAUGUGGGAGAAACCAUUCUGUUUCCACAGCCCGCUCAUAUUUACUCUCAUUGCUGUGUAUCGUUUGGUUUGUUCGAACGUCACAUUGGUCGGCGGAAUGGAUCACCAACGACCAUCUUCACGGUCCUUUGCAAAUAUUGAAGCACACACCGCCCUCAAAUCUCAUAUUUGAAAGAUUUAUGCUAAUGCUUGCAUUAUUUGAAACUUCAGACAUCAUGUAAUGCUUUGAAGAGAGCACAUGUAAUAUCCUUGGUUUUUGGUUUAUGGUCUGAUAAACGACUAAAUCAGUGUUGGUGGGCGGAAGGCAAAGCCCACUUGAUCUACUUAGGACACUGAGGCCAUCAUAUUACUUUUUGUUUCCCCACACCCAGCCUCUUGUCAGCUGUCUGUAAAUUCUUUGGAGCUAUCCUUUUUCUGUCAGCUUAACACUAUCAGCUGCUCUGUGCUCAUUGUUUUUUUUUUUUUUCUUCUCCUGUGUUUGCCUUAUGUUUUGUUCUUUAUUCAGACAUUACACUUUUUACAUCUGAGAUGUUAUUUUGCGUUCAUAUUUUCUAAUUGUAUUUUCAGAAAAAAAACAAACAAAAACAAAACAUGAAUCUUUUCCUCCUGACCUGGGUACAGUGAUUGUGUAGUCUAUUGUACCUUUUGGGAAACAAUACUGUAUAUCUCUGCCUUUGACAGUCUUAACUAUCUUACCCUCUGGAGAACUUGACAGAUACCCUUAGAACACAAUGAGUAUGUUAAAAAAAAUAUACAUAAAGUAAUAUUUUGCAAAAUGUAUCAUUCCAAUAAAGUUUUACUUGUUAAGACUAA